Messenger RNA from Serpula lacrymans var. lacrymans S7.9, 1256 nucleotides. RefSeq lists its product as uncharacterized. Lineage: Eukaryota; Fungi; Basidiomycota; Agaricomycetes; Boletales; Serpulaceae. The coding region runs from base 1 to 1056 and encodes 351 amino acids. The record is from RefSeq and is a predicted model, not a curated record. Gene Ontology annotation, molecular function: methyltransferase activity. The transcript is spliced from 5 exons.
AUGGCCAUAGACCCGUCUCGACAAGCCGCUCAGGAUUCAGACGACGAGCCGGACAAUCAGGUUUUCGCUACAGUAACAAACGGGAAUCAUGUAGACAUUGAUGACUCGGACGCUGCUUCGGAUACAUCCUCCGUUCUCACUGAAAUUCAACCUCACGAGUUUGAGGGUUAUUUCGAUGAACGGGAUGGCCGACUCUUCCAUUCUCAUGGUGGCUUGCCUUAUCCAUUGCCCGUAGAUGGGCCUGAACAGCAAAGGCUCAACUUUCAACAUGACGCAUUGUGCCAGCUGCUCAAUGCGAAUUAUGUUGUCCCACUUGCCCAGAUCUUGACCCCUACACCGGGGAUGCACAGACGCGUGCUCGAUUUGUGCACAGGAACAGGCAAAUGGGUAAUGGAUAUGGCAAGCGAAUUUACACACGUCAGAUUUCAUGGCGUGGAUAUUGUCCCAAUCGCAACGAGAGAGCCGCCUGCAAAUGUGCAUUUUGAAAUGGCAGACGUUAAUCGCUUGUUGCGAUGGCACGACAAUACUAUGGAUUUCGUCCACGCACGCAGUGUGUCGUUGGCGGUCGUGGACUAUCCGGCCAUGUUGAGAGAAGUUGCGAGGGUCUUGCGCCCAGGCGGCCUUUUCUUCUCAGGUGAAGUUGGUCGCUAUGUCAAAUACGCUCCAAACUCUCGACUUCACACUUCCGCCUAUGCACCUGGGGCGGGGAAUUUCUUUCGUGUCAUCAACGAUAGGCUCGCUCGCUACCGUCAAUUACGUGAAAUCACCUCCGACAUCCCUCAAUGGAUUCAUGAAUCCGGGUUGUUUGAGGACAUCACUGUCCAGGAGCACUUUAUCCCGAUUGGUGACUGGCAUGAAGACCCGGGUAUGCAGAGCGUGGGUAGGACUUAUAAGGCUGCGAUGGAAAUUUUCGCAGAUAGUCUCAAGCCCAUGCUCCGCGAUGUGGGGAUGCUUGAGUGGGAACUGGAGGACGUGGUUGGUAGGUUUCUGAACGACAUGAACACCGUGCGUGGGAUGGUCAGUGUCUACCACACUGUGUGGGCUACGAAGGUGUGAAAAGAAUAGAUUAGGGUCGCUACAAAAUUAUGCAAACUUGUUUUCUUGGUUAUCUUCUUGCUUUUCUUGCUAUGCUCUUUUUUCUUGCUGUCCCAGUGUUCUCGUUGUUGAUCUUGUGUAAGGCAUUUUGCCGCUUGUUGUAACUGUUUUGCAAUGCUAUCGAAUGACAUUGUUGUUGUUAACAAAAAAUAUAUAGUCGU